UCAGGCAAGGGGGAGCGAUGCGAAGCGGGGGAGGCGCCCUCCGCGGCGGCCGGAGGAGGAGGAUGAGGAUGUCCCUGUCCCUGAGCCCGCGGGCCCCAAUGAGGAGCGCCUCUGCACUGCCGGACUGACAGCUGGCCGCCCGCCCCGCGGACGAGGAGGAGCGCUGCCCCGCGGCGGAGAGCGCGGCACCCUUGAUUGCGGGCCGCCCCUGCACCGCCCUCCCGACGGGGGCUCGUCUGCCGCCUGCGGGGUGGGCGGCGCGGCGCGGCAGGCGGCAGUGACAGCGCGGCGGCGGCGGCGAGGCCGGGGGAGCGCCGCCGCCGAAGACCAUGAGGAAAUUUAACAUCAGGAAGGUGCUGGACGGCCUGACAGCGGUCUCCGCAGUCGCCUCGGCGUCGUCCGCCGCGCAACAGCAGCAGGCGGGAAACCGGGAGACCGAAAUCCAGGAGACGCUCCAGUCCGAGCACUUCCAGCUCUGCAAGACUGUACGCCAUGGUUUCCCCUAUCAACCUUCAGCUUUGGCAUUUGAUCCUGUUCAGAAAAUACUGGCCAUUGGAACUCAGACUGGUGCACUGAGACUCUUUGGUCGGCCGGGAGUUGAAUGUUACUGCCAACAUGACAGUGGAGCUGCAGUAAUCCAGCUUCAGUUCCUGAUUAAUGAAGGAGCUCUUGUGAGUGCCUUGGCUGAUGAUACCUUACACCUGUGGAACUUACGGCAGAAGAGACCUGCUAUACUCCAUUCACUCAAAUUCAACCGAGAACGGAUAACGUUUUGUCAUCUGCCUUUCCAAAGUAAAUGGCUCUACGUAGGCACCGAAAGAGGAAACAUUCACAUUGUCAAUGUGGAGUCAUUUACUCUCUCAGGCUAUGUCAUCAUGUGGAAUAAAGCCAUUGAACUGUCAUCCAAAUCUCACCCAGGACCAAUCGUCCACAUUAGUGACAAUCCAAUGGAUGAAGGAAAGCUUCUGAUUGGCUUUGAGUCUGGAACAGUGGUAUUAUGGGAUCUGAAGUCAAAGAAGGCAGAUUACAGAUACACACACGAUGAGGCUAUUCACUCUGUGGCUUGGCAUCACGAAGGAAAACAGUUUGUUUGUAGUCACUCAGAUGGUACCUUGACCAUAUGGAAUGUAAAAUCUCCUACCAAACCAUUCCAGACAAUCACUCCACAUGGAAAGCAGUUGAAGGAUGGAAAGAAGCCAGAGCCCUGCAAACCUAUUCUUAAGGUGGAAUAUAAAACAACUAGAUCUGGAGAGCCUUUCAUCAUUCUCUCGGGAGGCUUGUCAUACGACACCGUAGGAAGAAGGCCGUGUUUAACAGUUAUGCAUGGGAAAAGUACUGCAGUGCUAGAAAUGGAUUAUUCAAUUGUUGACUUCCUAACCCUCUGUGAAACACCGUAUCCUAAUGACUUCCAAGAACCAUAUGCUGUAGUUGUUCUCCUAGAAAAGGACCUAGUACUGAUUGACCUUGCACAAAAUGGGUACCCUAUCUUUGAGAAUCCCUAUCCCUUGACUAUACAUGAAUCUCCAGUUACCUGUUGUGAAUAUUUUGCUGAUUGUCCUGUGGACCUCAUACCUGCACUCUAUUCAGUUGGCGCUCGACAGAAACGUCAAGGUUACAGUAAGAAGGAAUGGCCUAUCAGUGGAGGCAACUGGGGUUUGAUCACUCAGAGUUAUCCAGAGAUAAUUAUUACAGGGCAUGCUGAUGGGUCAAUCAAGUUUUGGGAUGCCUCAGCAAUAACGCUGCAAGUGCUCUACAAGCUCAAAACAGCCAAAGUAUUUGAGAAGUCUCGAAAUAAAGAUGACAGGCCAAACACAGAUAUAGUAGAUGAAGAUCCCUAUGCUAUUCAGAUCAUCUCCUGGUGUCCAGAAAGCAGAAUGCUGUGUAUAGCUGGAGUUUCUGCACAUGUGAUUAUUUACAGGUUCAGCAAGCAGGAAGUGACAACAGAAGUCAUUCCGAUGCUGGAAGUACGUCUGUUAUAUGAAAUAAAUGAUGUUGAAACUCCAGAUGGGGAACAGGUGCCACCUUUACCAACUCCAGGCACAGGUUCCAACCCUCAAUCCAUCGUUCCUCAGUCUCAUCCAUCUACCAGUAGCAGUUCGUCUGAUGGACUUCGCGAUAAUGUCCCAUGUUUAAAAGUUAAAAAUUCUCCUCUCAAGCAGUCUCCAGGCUACCAAAUCGAGUUAGUUAUCCAGCUAGUGUGGGUGAGUGGAGAGCCUCCUCAGCAGAUCACUAGCUUGGCAGUCAACUCAGCAUAUGGCCUAGUAGUUUUUGGAAACUGUAAUGGUAUUGCCAUGGUUGAUUACCUGCAGAAGACAGUGCUCUUGAACCUUGGCACAGUUGAACUGUACGGCUCCAACGACCCUUACCGCAGGGAGCCACGCUCUCCCCGGAAAACUCGACAGCCAUCUGGAGCAGGUCUUUGUGAUAUUAAUGAAGGUACAGUGGUGCCAGAAGACCGCUGCAAAUCACCUACUUCAGCAAAGAUGUCCAGGAAGCUAAGUUUGCCAACUGAGUUAAAGCCUGAUUUAGAUGUGAAAGACAACUCUUUCAGCCGGUCCCGCAGUUCUAGUGUGACCAGCAUCGACAAGGAGUCCCGAGAGGCCAUCUCAGCUCUUCAUUUCUGUGAGACGUUCACAAGGAAGGCUGAUACUUCACCUUCCCCCUGCCUGUGGGUCGGCACCACGCUGGGUACAGUGCUCGUCAUCGUACUGAAUCUGCCCCCAGCAGGAGAGCAAAGACUCCUUCAGCCAGUAAUUGUUUCUCCCAGUGGAACCAUCCUAAGGCUAAAAGGGGCAAUCUUGAGAAUGGCUUUUCUGGAUACUACAGGCUCUUUGGUCCCCCCAGCACAUGAACCUUGGAGAGAACACAACGUUCCUGAAGAUAAAGAUGACAAAGAUAAAUCCAAAAAGCGACGACCUGUCUCAGUGUCCCCCUCUUCUUCUCAGGAAAUCAGUGAAAACCAGUAUGCAGUGAUAUGUUCAGAAAAGCAAGCUAAAAUUAUCUCACUGCCAGCCCAGAACUGUAUUUAUAAGCAAAACAUAACAGAGACUUCUUUUGUUCUUCGUGGAGACAUAGUGUCAUUGAGUAACAGUAUCUGCCUUGCAUGUUUCUGUGCCAAUGGACAUAUUAUGACUUUUAGUUUGCCAAGUUUAAGGCCAUUGUUGGAUGUAUAUUACCUGCCACUGACCAAUAUGCGGAUAGCCAGAACAUUCUGCUUCACCAAUAACGGACAAGCGCUCUAUCUUGUCUCACCAACCGAAAUACAGAGGCUCACUUACAGUCAAGAAACAUGUGAAAAUCUUCAGGAAAUGUUGGGUGAGCUCUUCACUCCUGUAGAAACACCAGAAGCACCGAACAGGGGAUUCUUUAAAGGCCUCUUUGGAGGUGGGGCACAGUCACUUGACAGAGAAGAACUCUUUGGGGAAUCAGCAUCUGGGAAGGCAUCAAGGAGUCUUGCUCAGCAUAUUCCGGGUCCUGGGGGCAUCGAAGGUGUCAAAGGAGCAGCAUCUGGUGUAGUUGGUGAGCUAGCACGAGCCCGGCUGGCGCUAGAUGAAAGAGGACAGAAACUGGGAGAACUGGAAGAAAAAACUGCAGCUAUGCUUUACAGUGCUGACUCUUUCUCUAAACAUGCUCACGAGAUGAUGCUGAAGUACAAAGACAAGAAGUGGUACCAAUUCUGAUGCCGCUCAUCAAUUACAUCUCUUUUGAUUUUGUCCUGAUGGGAAAAAAAAACAAGUCAUGUUUUUUUCAUUAAUUUUGGCAGGACCACUGAGAUUUAAAGGAGUACUCAGCAUUGAAUACUGUUGUUUCCUAGCACAAAUCACACACUUUUACCUCAGUCAUGGCUUUAACUGAGGAGCUUUAUAUUUAAAAGAAACACACAGAGAAAAACCAAACUCGAGUGGUUUUUAGCUGUUGGUUAACCGACAGUGGCAACAGAAGGUAAACUAGAAAAUGUGAAGAAAAGGGCAAAGGAAAAUUAUUGUAGUGUGAGAUGGGCAGGGGCAAUGCAGGGUCAAUCCUGUGUUAAUAUUUCAUAUGCCAAAAGUUUUUCUGCUAUUGUAAUUGCUGCCAGUGUUAUACCCUCCUGUGAGGAGAGGCAAUAAAUCAGGGGUCCAGGAGCUGGAAUAAAGAUGUUUGUCUUGCUUGGAUGGUAGCUGACUUACGCUUACCUUCUCUAGGACUCACUAUAUUUACCAUUAUUGUUGAAGAAGAGUUGAAGUCUACUGUCACUUCUUUCAUCAGAAGAGCUUGGAAGCUUGCAAGAUAUCUUUGUUGAAAAUUGUAUACAUAGUUGACCUGUGCACAGUCUUUUCUUGGACCUCUGAUCUAGUAUUCCUGUAUUCAUAUUCAGUGAAGUGCAAACCAAGAAUAUACUUUUUUUUUUUGCAUUAAAGUCAAGUGAGUAGUAUGACUGGAAUGUGUCAAGCUGGGAGUUUUCAUUUGUGUCACAACUGUGCAAUGUGAAAUGUGGUAACAACUUCAUUGUGGUAACAGUACUCCAACUUCAGUUCAGUAUUUUUGUUUGCCAAAGCCAGUCAUUGGUUCAGUUUUCUAUGACAUAGAGUAUUGGCUGUGAUUUCCAUUCAUGCUGUGACCUUUUAUAUGUGAGCUCUUACUUAAAAUAUCUGGGACAGUUUUGCUCAAAACUUGUUUUCUAGGCGCCCCUUUAUCUGAUUUCAUAGUAAAGGACUAAUCUUGGACUCAGGUUUUCAAACAGUUUUACACUCUGUGGAGGUGCUGAUGCAUGAGUAAUGGCAAGCAUCUAAUAGUUAAUAGUUACCAGUAUAGUCUUUAGCAAAUGACUGAAUCCUACUAGUAGAGCUGUUUUACAAGUAUUUAUCUCAGCCCCACCCAGCACUAAAGGCAAUUGGCCUGAAGUUUGGAUUUAGUCUCUAAAGCAGCGUUUUGAAUGCGGGCACUGCUAAGUGCUCAUUGAAACUUCAGCAGUUAGCAAAACUAAUGCUCAGUUAGGGUAAUAUAAACAGUAUAGCUGAGCUGCUGCACUGGAGCUGUAACAGUGGGAGAGAUCUGAGCUCUUUUAAAAAGGCAGUUCCUUAAAAUAAAUGUUUGCACUUCAAGAGUUUGUUUAGACUCUUCCUCAAAGCAAGAACAGUUACCAACUGGAUUUGUUUCGUAGAAGGGAGCGCUUAGAAGCUGAUAGGUCUGCCUUGUCUGAAAUCAGUCAUUUCAGUUGGGUGUAAGCUGCAGCACAGGAGGUUCCACCUCAACUCAAGGGGGAACUUCUUGACUGUGAGGGUCACAGAGCACUGGCACAGGCUCUGCAGGGAGGUUGUGGAGUCUCCUUCUUUGGAGACUCUCAAGGCCUGUCUGGAUGUGUUCCUGUGUGAUCUGUGCUAGAUUGUGUGGUCCUGCUCUGGCAGGAGGGGUUGGACUCUAUGAUCUUGGGUCUCUUCCAACCCCUAACAUCCUGUGAGCCUGUGAGUUUGCUUUUCCAAGCAUCACCUUCUAUGGAUUGUUUUUUUUCACACGCUUUCUGAAUGUGCCCAUUGCAAAACCUUGGCUAUAUUUGUGUUGUAAAAUGAUGUAGCAAAUACAUAGAUAAGGCAACCGCAGAAAACACUUCAAAGGAUGCAAACUAUUGCAGUUACUGAUGGUUAUUGAUCUUUGUUUUUCAAAUGAAAGGCAGAUAUGUUUGGUCUUUAUAGCACAAAUUAAAACAUUUUCUGGUGAUGUGCAUAGUGCCAUUUAAAUGAUAAAUACAAGUGGAGUCUGUUGCCAGACACGUCCCCUGUUCAAAGAACUUUAACACAUGAGGCCACGACAAUUUGAACAAGCAUGGUUAUGAUUCCUCGAUAGCUCUGUCUCAUACCUACUGAGGCAACAUUAACUGUGGCUACUUAGCCCACCACGAUUUUUGCUCUCUACAGGGUUAAGUUUUAGUAUAAUUAAUACUUAUUUAAAUGAUCACUAUUUCAGUGAAAAUCCAGAUAGAGGAGGACCAGGUAAACAACUGUCCACAUGUCCAAAAAUGCAACAUCCUAGCUGACACUUGUUGCAUUUAUAAACAGAGUCACUGUCUGCUAAAAAGAUCAGACUAUAUUUCAGAGCAAGAGAAGGCUGGAAAAUUUAGUCUGGUCAGGUCCUAGGAGAAAGGAUGGCAAAAUUACUCUUCAGCAAACCAUAUGAGUUCAGAGGUGUUCAAGAAAAGCCUGGAUGAGGCACUCGGUGCCAUGGUCUAGUUGACCGGCUAGGGCUGGGUGCUAGGUUGGACUGGAUGAUCUUGGAGGUCUCUUCCAACCUGGUUGAUUCUGUGAUUCUAUGACUGUGGUUUGAAAGCAAAACAUACUGAACUUUGUCGUCAAGAAACAUUUGACAACCACCAGCAAGCAAAAAAAGUCAGAGGGCAGUUGAAGAAGAGCAGUGGUUUAUUUGGCGUUGCAGAGUUUGUCAUAGUAGAAUCUCUUUUUUUUUCCUCUUGCAUAUGCUCAGAGCAUGUUUCUAGACUGGAAAACUCCUAGGGAUUGCUCAUGAGAUGAACACACAGAUGGAUUUUAGUCAAUAAAAGGGGCUUUGUUCAAUUUUAUUCUAAACCAUUCCUUUGUUCCUUCCCUCUGGAAGGAGGUUGAUCAUGCACACACCGUUCCAUCGUGUUCUGCUGUUGGUAGUGCACCCUUUGUAUACCAAUGUUUAUUGAAAUCCAUUGCGGGGGAAGCACCUCUUCUUCUGAGGGUUUUGCUGGGAUUUUAGUUGUGUAACAUAUUUUCAGUGUCUGGAAAGUUAUAAAACCUCUUGGUUUUGUCUUUUUUUGAUGGAAGUGUAAGAAACUGCUGCUACCUGUCUGUUUUACAUGUAGUGUGUCUCACUAGGAACUGUAAACCGAAGAAGCUUUUCUUCACUUGAGUCCUGCCAAACCCUAACUUUUGAAUGUUGCUCUGUGUAAAUAUGUGUGUAUUACAAAUAAGUCUGAAAGUGUUACACCACAAGCAUCUCGGGUGAUUUGUUCUUCAGCAAAUGGUCAAGUUAUGAAAUACAGUCGUAUAUAGCUGUGUCCCUUGUCUGUCUUUAUGCCAAGAUUUUUGCAUGAGGUGAUACUUGCAUGGCAAGUUAAGUUGGAAAGCUAUGUCCAAAGGUGGAGUUUUGGAUGUUCAUUUCCUUUUUUUGCCUUUUGUUUUGGUUUUACUUUUGUCUUCUCCAUGGUAACUUCAAAGGUUUGCUUUGGUUUAGUUUCAUUGUUUGAGGUGGUUUUUGUUGUUUGGUUGGGGUGGAGGUGGUGGAGAGGGGCUGAACAGGGUGGGGGUUGAGUUGGGGUUUUGUGUAUUUGGGUUUUUGGGUUGUUGUUUUUUUUCUUUGCUUAAUGGCACUGAUCUUACCUGAACUUUUAAACUUGAAUUUUUCCUGCACUUUAAAUUCAAUCGUGGUAUUUUAUGGCUUAAUUUUGUUUCUGCAUUCGUGCAGUUCAGGUUCAUUAUUUGUAUAUAAACACACAUGUUCAAUAAAGAUUUUAGAGCAGAUGACUUUCUGGCAUGUUUGCCACUGAUGUGACUAUGGUUUAGAAUGUGUGUUUUCUUAGCAGAACUAUGUAUAUACAAUAUAGGAUCUAAUGAAAGGCACACAGCCUGUGCCAGCUUUCAGUUUAUAAAUGACUGCAACACUUUCAGAUUUGUUACUAGAUGAUAAAAUAUGUUAUAUUUAUACAUACUGCUUAAGAAUAUACUUUUAGUUUUAAAUAAUUUUUAUAUGUACACUUCUACCUUUGCUUUAGAGAAAAAAAAAAGACUUGUGUUCAAUUUUUUAAGUCAAAGUACUUAAAGUAUGUAUAUUAUCCAUAGAAGAAGUUGUUUUAAGCUUAUGAAUACAUUCAUAUCUCAUAUGGAGAUGAUACAAUUACUAAGCAAUGAAAACAAAUAGCCCAUUUUGCUUUGCAGAAACGAAUCACACUAAUUUUUACCUCCCAUUUUGAACAUUCUUGAUUCCCUAAGUAGGGAGGGAGUGUGGGGAAGAGAGGACAUUCAGAAGACUAGCCUGGUGUAGAAGUUGUCUCGGUAGCUGCAGUCCGUGGCUGACUAGUUUGCUGUGAGAGACUUUCAGCAUCGUUCCUCAGACUUCAAAAUUCCCAGAAACUGAAAUCAGGUUUGUCCAGUAAGGAAUUUCUUUUGAGUAAUGUACAAAUCUUGACUUCUACAUCAGCUCUUUACAUGUAACAUCAGGUUGCUUUUUGUAUACCAAAUGCGUUGGGAAACUUAACAGCCUGUGGCCGCAGUGCCCUCUUCUUUCUCAUCAUGGUUUAAUAUACCCAGGUGGGCAUCGAUAGCAGCUGAAGCCCAUUGCAGGGAGAAGGGGUGCAGUGCCUUGCCUCCCUCUGUAACUUGUUGGUUGACCCUUUUUGCAUUCUAGCAAGUUUCCCAUAUCAUUUAUGUGAAUCUUUUUUGGGUGGAUGUUGAUAGCUUUGCUGCUACCACAAAAUCUUCAUACACUUCGUAGACAGAAAAAGAGCAGGACAAAAAAAAUGUGCACUGUAGACAAAUCAGCUAAACCAACUUGAUUUCACUUUUCAUUGAAAGGCUAAGUUAAGCUGAGCCAAUUUCUCCUUGUGCAUGUUGGAAAGAUGUGAUGUGUGUCAUCUGCUUCCUUAACUGUUUCAGGCCAGAUAAGUGUACUGUGUUUCAGGGUUCUUGUACACUUUAUAUAGUUCAGGCUUAAAGGUGUGGGCAUUCGUUAAAAAACAAUUAAGGGAAAGAAAAAGAGGCAGAAACAGAACAAUCCAAGAUAUCAGUAGGUAUUCCUUCAUUCCUUUUGUUUUCCUUGCCAAUCCUCUAGGAAUCUUUGUCUUACAACUGCUAGGUUACUUUGACACUCUCACUUGUUUUUCUUUUCAGUAUCAGAGUUACCUAUUCCUGUGCAAAUAACUAGAAGUUAAACUGUUUCAGUUGAAAACAUGUAAGGAGUUGUAUGUGGAUUACCACUACUAUUCAGUAACAGGUGAUGCAAAGGGAGAGGGGGUGGGAACAUGUUUUAAAUAUUCCCUUUUCAAAGAGAAGUUGUAAAUAAGCACUACUGUGUUAUUUUAGACCUGAGCUCUGCUAUCCGUAGUGGUUAGAACUAGGAAAACAUGCUGCUUUCUAGUUAUGCUACUGUUUCAUUGUACCAGCAUCAUGGGGGAGGGGAGGGAGGGGGAUGAAAUUGAGAAAAAAAAAUAAAAUAACAUUAAAAAAAAAAAAAAAGGUGAAUUUUCCUACCAUUGCCCACGUGUGGGUAAGCAUGCGCGACGUAUAGCGGUUCUCGUUUCUCUAUAUCUUAGUGUGUACAUGUGUGUUCCUUUCCUCACUUCUCUCCAUUGCAGUUUCCUCUUCAGUUAAGUCUUGCUGAGCCCCACUAGCUCUUCUGAGGGUGAUUACUGGAAUAUGCAUUUUAGGUAGGGUUGCAAAUCCAUCUGUCUACAAAUAGAGUUUCAUAUGAACGCAAACUGUACUGUUAUGAACACGACUACGUUAGGUUGCGUAUAGAGUUAUUUUACUUACAUGUACUUGAACUAUGUCAUCAUAAAGUUAAAAAAAAAAAACAAACAAAAACACAAAACCAAACCUAAGUAUGAAAUAUUUUUGUAAAUAAAAAUACCUGUGCAGCUGGUAUUUUAAAUUUAAAAUGUAUUAUACAUUAAUGUUUCAAGGGAAAAAAAUGUUCAUAUAUGUGUAUAUGAAUGUGUCAUUAUGCUGAAGGGCUCUUGGUUGGGCAAAAUAAACUAUUCAAAUCUCUCCUGA
This is a messenger RNA of Pogoniulus pusillus (Red-fronted tinkerbird), 9722 nucleotides long. RefSeq names its product syntaxin binding protein 5 (gene STXBP5). Bases 330 to 3680 code for a protein of 1116 amino acids. Gene Ontology annotation, cellular component: plasma membrane; cytoplasm; SNARE complex. Gene Ontology annotation, molecular function: GTPase activator activity; syntaxin binding; myosin II binding. The transcript is spliced from 27 exons. Lineage: Eukaryota; Metazoa; Chordata; Aves; Piciformes; Lybiidae. The record is from RefSeq and is a predicted model, not a curated record. Gene Ontology annotation, biological process: regulation of exocytosis; regulation of protein secretion.